This is a messenger RNA of Diplodia corticola, 792 nucleotides long. Its product is annotated as carotenoid oxygenase protein. The transcript is spliced from 3 exons. The record is from RefSeq and is a predicted model, not a curated record. Lineage: Eukaryota; Fungi; Ascomycota; Dothideomycetes; Botryosphaeriales; Botryosphaeriaceae. Bases 1 to 792 code for a protein of 263 amino acids.
AUGGCCGAGAACCAAGUAGCCCAGCUGCAGUCGCAGGUCGAGGCGCUCACCAACCGGCUGAACAAGGUCCAAGACGAGGCCGAAGUGCGAAAGCUACACCACAAGUACGGGUACUACCUGGACAAGUGCCUGUACAAGCAGGUCGUCGACCUCUUCGCCGACGACCCCGGCACAUUCGUCGAGUUCCUCGGGGGGCGCUACCGCGGCAAAGCCGGCGUGCGGCGGCUGUACAUCGAGCGGUUCGCGCAAAACUUCGUGCGGGGGCGCAACGGGCCGGUGCACGGGUUCCUGCUGGACCACGCCAUGAUGCAAGACAUCAUCGACGUGGAUCCGUCGGGCGAGCGGGCGUGGGGCCGGUGGCGGGCGCUGAUGAGCGCCGGGGUGCACGGCAGCGUGGCGGACGCGCACCCGCGCGGGCACGGGGCCGACGGCACGUCGCCGCGGCAGUGGUGGGAGGGCGGCGUGUACGAGAACGAGUACAUCAAGGAGGGCGGCGUGUGGAAGAUCUGGAAGUACCGCUACUUUGCGUUUUGGCACGGCGAGCACGCCACCGGCUGGGCGCUGACCAAGGAGAAUUACGUGCCGUUUGCGAAGACGGCGUUUCCGGACGACCCGCUGGGCCCGGAUGAGCUGGUCGAGCAGAAGAUGCUGUGGCCGGAUACGAGGUGUAUCCCAUUCCACUACACGCAUCCGGUGACGGGGGAGCAGGUGGACGAGGACGAUUUGAAGGCGCCGGCGUAUGGGGAGGACGUGAAGACGGCAGAGCCGGCCUUGUCGUUGAAGGACGGCUAG